Molecule: messenger RNA, 3211 nt
Organism: Drosophila serrata
Lineage: Eukaryota; Metazoa; Arthropoda; Insecta; Diptera; Drosophilidae
Gene: Sesn
Product: Sestrin
Biological process (GO): cellular response to leucine starvation; cellular response to L-leucine; regulation of response to reactive oxygen species
Cellular component (GO): nucleus
Molecular function (GO): oxidoreductase activity, acting on peroxide as acceptor; L-leucine binding
Source: RefSeq, a predicted model, not a curated record
GCUUUAGUUAAAGUUUGUAGCUGGCCGCUUUCGGGUUCUUCACGCGGGCGCCGUCAGAGCGAAAGCGCACGAACGCACGCACACGCCAAUAAACAAACAGCCGCCGCCCCCUCUCCACUGGGCGCCCACUCUUUCUCGUAGCAGAAGAUCGCGGGAAAUCAGAAACACAUCGAAAACAUCGGAUAACCGUUUUUAUUUCGUUAAACUUUUUAGUUCUUUUCGUUUCGGUUUCGUUUACGUUUACGUUUUCUCGUUCUCGUUCACUUCGAUUCGUUGUGUUGUUGUUCGUGCUUUAUUACAGACUGCAAUUAGUUACCGUAUCCCCCGACAGAGUGUAUUUUCGUGUGUGUUAUCAGGAAAAAGAGAGUGUAAAGGAGAGUGAAGAAAGAACUUGCUAUAAUCAGCGAUUCGAAAGACAAACACAAAAAGCAAAAGUAACGGUGUGUGUGCUCUCUAUCGCCAUCUCGCUUCAACCAAAUGAACCGAUAUUGAAAGAGAUUACAAUUACGCUUUUUAAUAAAUGCAGAGAACUGUUUUAGUCCGAAAACCAAAAGGUUACCACCGAAGAUCCUGAAAGAAGAAAAACUACGACUCUGAAGUAGGAAAAACCGACAAAUGAAAACCAAAAACAGGAUCAACAUCAACAGCAACAAGUGCAAUUGCUUUAGUCACUCGAGUCAGGGAAUCGCCAUUACCGAUGAGAAGAACGUACUGAGAAUCCAGAGCUAUAGCUAUACGUACAAGUGCUUGAAUCAUAAUCCGAGACCUCGGAUACUUGGCUGAAUCCUACACACGAUUUUCGAAUAAGAAAAACUCACUUUAAGUUGCAGUUGCAGUGAAAACCAAGACAAGGGAGACCCUGAAACAGCAGCCAGCAAGAGUUCGCCUCGAAUCGAGUUGAGAGAGAAAAAGAAAAUCUGGUUUGGUAAAAACAAGAGGGGAAAAAAACAUAAUACACACAUCGAAACGAUCCGCGGACGAGCCUCCUUUGGUGCAUUUCGAGUUUCGAGCUGCUGCUGCUGUUGCUCCACUUUCGUGGUCUCCAUAAACAAAAGCCAGAGCCAAGCGAAAAACUGGUUAUUUCUUUAUUUUGAUCGCAGCUCAGCUGCAGCGACCUCCGAUUCCGAUUCCGAUUCCGAUUAAGAUACCGAAUCUGAAUCUAAAUCUGAAUCUUAAUCCGAUUCCCAACUCCGACUUUUGGAACCCGCACUAUACUCUCUCCGCCAGACUCAUGUACUACGCUGUUGAUUACUACGCGGAUAUGGGACAGAUCUCUCAAGAUUGCUACGCUGCAACUAAGAAGGGAACCUCUGACCUGGACAUGGAUGAUCUUGAUGACUUGGAUCAGGUCACCCAGGUGAUUGGCUAUCAUCCCCAAUUCCAUGAUCACUUUCUACGCACCCAAAACUUUAUAAUGAAAGGCGAUGGCCCUUUGCCGAAUGAUUACCGCUACUAUUUGGCCAUAAUUGCUGCUGCUCGUCAUCAGUGUCCUUAUCUGGUGAAGCGCUAUGAGAAGGAGUUCAUUAACCAAGGUGGAGACAGCUCCUGGCUGGGCGGCCUGGACUUUAUACCCGCCAAACUACGUGCCAUAUACGAUAUCAAUAAAAUAUUAGCCCAUCGUCCCUGGCUGUUGCGCAAGGAGCACAUUGAGCGCCUGACCAAGGGGAAGAACAGUUGGUCCCUGUCGGAGGUGGUGCAUGCCAUGGUCCUGCUCUCGCACUUCCAUUCGCUCUCCUCAUUCGUCUUCUCCUGCGGGCUCACACAAAAGCUGGACAGCCUGUCUAGUCCCAAACUGAAGAGUCCACCCGUUUUGGUUGGAGGAGGUGGUGCCACUGCUGCUACCAAUGAGCCGGCCAACACACCAAUGGAAACCCAAAAAACGGUGCUGGCCGAAAUAUCGCUUAACAAUGCAAAGCCGGAUUACAAUAGCCCCACCGCAGGGAGUAACAAUGGGGUUGGAGGACAUGGCAUUACCAAUGCCAAUGCCAGUGCAGAUGCAGCUGGUGCUGCGGCUCUCAAUGGAUAUUUGGCCACCGCCCAGCAGUUGCCGCAGCAACAUGGCAUCAGUGUGGAGACGCUAAUGGAACGCAUGAAGGUAUUGUCCCAGAAACAGGACGAGUGCAGCGAGGCCGAGCUGAGCAGCCGCUUCCAGAAGGUGGAGCAGCAGAAUGCCGAGCUGCCGGCCGUGGCCCCAGAGGUGGUCGUUGCCCUGCCAACGAAUCUUUCGCAUUACGUGGACGAUGCCGGUUUCAUUUACCAGGACUUUGCCCGACGCGGCACCGAAAACAUCAACACGUUUCGCAUUCAGGACUACUCGUGGGAGGAUCACGGUUACUCGCUGGUGGAUGGGCUCUACAACGAUGUGGGCACCUAUUUGGAUGAGAAAUUUCGUGCUGCCUACAAUCUCACCUAUUGCACCAUGGGCGGCAUCAAGAAUGUGGACACAUCCAAGUUUCGCCGGGCCAUUUGGAACUAUAUACAGUGCAUCUAUGGCAUACGACACGAUGAUUACGACUAUGGUGAAGUUAAUCAGCUCCUUGCGCCUUUGAAGAUGUUUAUUAAGACAGCCUGCUGCUUUCCGGAGCGUAUUACCACCAAGGAUUAUGAUAGUGUGCUUGUCGAGCUGCAGGACAGUGAAAAGGUUCAUGUGAAUCUAAUGAUAAUGGAAGCCCGUAAUCAGGCCGAGUUACUCUAUGCUCUGCGCGAGAUAAUGCGCUAUAUGACUUGAUCUCAUUAAGUGAAUAAACACAUACGUAUAUAUUACACCUCCCCAAAAACCCACACACACCCACCCACACAUUACACACACAUAUACAUGCAUAAAACAUUUUGUUAUUUUGAGAGCGCAUCAGAAACAGCGAAAAGAACGGAAACGGAAAUCAGAAACAUUUUUAAUGAAAUACCCGAUUUGUGCAGUAAGAUAAAUAAAUGUUGCUUUCUCGGUAUAACAUAAUAGAAGCAUGCUUUAAUCCCACAUAGACAGCCAAGUUUAAAUAUAUCGGUGUGAAUUCAAUUAAUGUGAAACGUUUUUACUAUUCAAUUAAACAAUAGUCUGUGUCUAUGGUUAGCCAACAAUUUAAAUUAAAUACGUAAACAAUACACACACACACAGAAGGAGAAAAAUUUAUUUGUAAAAGUGUAAGCUGAGCUCUGUCUGUUUCUUUUCGUGAAUGUGCAAGCAAUAAUCACUGUACAUAUGUAUUAUGUUUUG